Molecule: messenger RNA, 492 nt
Organism: Arachis stenosperma
Lineage: Eukaryota; Viridiplantae; Streptophyta; Magnoliopsida; Fabales; Fabaceae
Exons: 2
Coding region: 1-492 (163 amino acids)
Source: RefSeq, a predicted model, not a curated record
AUGUCAAUUGGUAGAGAGGAUAACGUGGUUUGGAAGUUUGAUAGUAAAGGCAUUUUCUCAACGAACUCUUUUAUGAAGAUCCUACAAUCGGAGACUCUAGUUAAUACGAAAGACAGGUUGAGUAGGCUAGGCGUGAUCGUUCACAGUGAUAAUAUUUGUGUACUAUGUAAGAAGGAGGUGGAAUCUGUUCAGUAUUUAUUCCUACUUUGUGAAGCUUGGCAAGUGUGGUGCAGUUGGUUGAUCUCCGUUGGUCAAGUGUGGGAAACUUCUGGAACUAUAAGAGAACUGUUUGAAAGGUGGCUUGGCAUACAUAGGCGUAAACAUGAGCGGAAGCUGUGGCUGGCUGGGUUCUUUGCAGUAAUUUGGAACAUCUGGUUGGAACGUAAUGCUAGGAUUUUUAAAAAUGAGAAAUCAGGUGUUGAGAUCUUACAGAGAAGGACAAUUCUAAGCUAUACAAAUUGGACUGGCAGUGAUCCUGGUGGUGGUUACUGA